AUGGCGUCCUAUUAUAUGACUGUCACUCGGCUUCGGGUAAGUGAAACGUUAUUUUAUAUUAGUAAUAUAUUCAACACUAAGCAUUAAGUAUAGAUUUUCAGUAAAAAAAAUGAAUUACGAGAUAUUACUGUCCACAGCGAACUUUUUUUAAAAAAAUCAUCAAUAUUGUAAACAAUCCAUCUCAGCGGUUGUUGUUUGGUCACUGUGUCCCAGUCGAGACUGUUACUAACUAGUGCUCCAUGAAACGGCUACAAGUUAGUCUGGGAAGUGCACAAUAACGCUUUAUCUAUAAUGCUGGUUUACAAUACAAUGUGUUGUCGAAAUGCACUAAAUUGAAUGCUUCAAAUUGCACCAAAUGUCCAGCUGUUUGCAAGGUGAUUCAAGGUUACUGAAGUUUUAAGUGCGCACUUGUCUGGUUUCCACGCUUAAUAACAUUUUCAGUCAAAUCACGGUGUCAGACAAUGCGGCACAAAAUUAAGCAAUUAAUCGAACAUGAGAUGGUCUUAUAGAAACCUCAUGAAAUUAUCUGAAUGGACACUGUCCAAUACUUUUUUGCUACGUCUAUAAAGAUAUGUGACCAAGGGCCUGCUAAUAUGAGGUAUAUUUUAUAUUUGAUUCGGCAAAUUAACAUUACAGAUUUUUGGUACAUUCUCAGUUGAUUGUGAUAUUCCAUUUGCUUACAUCUUUCCACUCUAAAUAAUCAGGCCUAUAGGUUGAUUCAAAAUAAGCCUGUCUGUCUAACAUGAGUUAACAUGUUGAGGACGAUUUGCUGUGUUGACACUAUUGAAAAUCAUAGCUAGAUUAGACACUUGAGCUGUCACAAAAUUAGCUGUUCUAAUGUGUAGGGAGUAGGUGGCUCCUUUGGGGCUAAAUACAAACACUAACUUACCCAACACUUAGGCUACUCAUUCUAAACUUUAGGUGCUGUGUGUUUUGGGAAAAUGAGAGCCUGACAAGUAGCUGGCUGACAGAUUGUUUACUUAGUUAGUGUAAUGCAAUACUCUUCUCUUUACUUGAUUAAUAUUGCUGUCAGUCUCCAUUGUGUGAGGUGAUGGAACAUGAAAGUCACAUGGAGAUCACGCAGAUUGUAGAUGAGUCAUUUUAUGGUGGCCUUGUUUUUUUAUUUUUAUAUUUUUUGUGAGAAUAUGAAUCCUAUAUGUCUCUGUUUAAACUUUCUGGUCAUUAGGCUAUAGACUAGGUUCAGGGUUUACCCUACGAGGUCUGGGAACCUGCUGGUUUUCUUUUCUACCUGAUAAUAUGACUUAAGUCGCUUUGGAUAAAAGCGUCUGCUAAAUGGCUUAUUAUUAUAAUUAAUUGCACCCACCUGGUACAGUAAUGAAAAAAUGCAGUGGAACUGGCUUUGAGGUCCAGAGUUGAGUUUGAGGGAACUAGGUCCAAUGUUUGCAAUGAUUACGAACUUUAAAGCCCCUGUAUCCUCUUCCAUGAUGAUGUUUCCAAGUUUGAUGUAUCAUUACUAAAAAUGUAUUUUAGAUUGUCCUUGGAGAAGGGGCAAGACGUCUCCAUGUCUCGGCAGCCUUCAACGCCAAGGCCAAGGUGGCCAUGAGCCGCUUUGAGCCUGGAACCAGCAUCAACUAUGAGAAGCUACAUGAGAACAUCGAUGUUGUGCGCAAGAGGUCAGUAGCUGCCUUUCCAACCUCACACCCAGCGUUCCUCUGUUUACAACCACUACUACUAUGACAUGCCCAUUGCAACUGUUCACUAAAUCCUUUGACAUUUAGCGUGUUGACUUCUUAUGGUCAGCAACACUGGCCACACCGAGCUAACUUUAGAUUAGAAAGCAUUCCUCCUAGUGAGUUAACCUUUUACUGUAUUUUAAGAGUUUAAUCCUAACCACACUGUCCUCCCAUCCCCGCCCUUAUCUCACCUCAGGCUCAAUCGCCCCCUCACUUUGUCAGAGAAGAUUGUGUACGGUCACCUGGAUGACCCCGUGGGCCAGGACAUCGCCAGGGGGCGCACUUACCUGCGGCUGCGUCCGGACCGUGUGGCCAUGCAGGACGCCACGGCCCAGAUGGCCAUGCUACAGUUCAUCAGCAGCGGCCUGCCCAAGGUGGCUGUGCCCUCAACCAUCCACUGUGACCACCUGAUUGAGGCACAGAUCGGAGGGGUUGAGGACCUAAAGAGGGCGAAGGUCAGUAGGGAGCAGAGGAAACUCAAGGGGCUGGCCAGUUGUUUUUGGGCUGUCCAGCUGAUUUCUGUUGGUUGAGAUCUAGGGUGUUCUACAGAGGAUUAAUAUUUUCCAUGGUAUCAGGAGUUCCUAGGGGUAACCGAAAGUAUUGCGUUGGGGUGAAGAUGACCCAUAUGAGAGGGAAUGUUGGUUAACUGCUACACAUACAUUACAUUACAUACAAAGAGAAGCCCUGAGGAAUAUUUAGCAUGGGUGACACUUACUACAUCCAAUUGCACAGAGGUCAAGUUGAGUAACAGGGAUUAAAGGGGAAUUAAGGUCUGCAGCCAAAUAUGUGCUGUGACGGUUACAUAAAGGGGACUACCAGCUGAAAAUAUAUUCUCCUCAACUCAACUGACACCCCAACCCCUUCUCACUUGUCCUUUUUAAUCCAGGAAGUGAAUCAGGAGGUUUACAACUUCCUGGCGACAGCUGGAGCCAGGUAUGGAGUUGGCUUCUGGAAACCAGGCUCUGGAAUCAUUCACCAGGUACCUGUACAAUAAAGGGUAACUGGUCAGAUUGAGCUGCCAUGAGACUAAUUUGGAUUUGGACAAUAUCCACUUCUGAAAUUAGACUAACAACUAGAUUAGAGCUCAGGAAUACUGCUGUGAAAAGAGUAGCAGAAUACACUGUUCACUCAUGAUAUCAAACCUGUUAUACAUUCAGAUCUUGACAUUAUUGGGCUCAAUACGUCAAAUGAUUGUUGUGCAUUGGCUAACAGAGAUGUCACUCACCCUUGACAGAUCAUUCUAGAGAACUAUGCCUACCCAGGAGUCCUGCUGAUUGGCACAGACUCCCACACACCUAAUGGGGGCGGCCUGGGCUCCAUCUGCAUCGGAGUGGGUGGCGCUGACGCUGUGGACGUCAUGGCUGGUAUCCCAUGGGAGCUCAAGUGUCCCAAUGUGAGCUGCUAUGACAGUGAACCAACUCACUACAUUCCCUUCACCCACUAAUUUAUCUCUCUUUCUGUAUCUAUCUCCUUCAUACAUGUAUAAAAAAAAACGGACCUUUCACAAAUGUAGUAAUAACUCCCUCUUCAUCAGGUGAUUGGAGUGAAGCUGACUGGUAGUCUAUCGGGCUGGACCUCUCCCAAGGAUGUUAUCCUGAAGGUGGCUGGGAUCCUGACAGUGAAGGGGGGCACAGGAGCCAUCGUGGAGUACCAUGGCCCAGGCGUCGACUCCAUUUCCUGCACCGGUGAGGCCAAAAGAUAGUAAGGUUUACCUGAACUAGUGAGUAAACUACUCUACGCUGUUUGUUUUAACAAUCUGCUUGUUUCAGUUGAGUUUGUCCAGUGGUUUGGUCUUAGAAACGUGAUGUGACUUUUCCCACCUCCUGGCUACAGGUAUGGCAACUAUCUGCAACAUGGGAGCUGAAAUUGGUGCCACCACCUCUGUUUUCCCCUUCAACCACCGCAUGAAGACUUACCUGAAUAAGACUGGACGUGCAGGUUAGAACUCACAAUAAGACAUUCUGGAAUAUUCUUAAAGCCCUUUAUUUCACAAUCCAUUCAGUGUCAGUCUCACAGCCACUGUUACACAUACAGCAUAGUCCCUUAGCAUUUCUGUAUUCUCUUUCGGACUUUUUCCAUCUACUCUCAGACAUCGCUGCCCUGGCUGACGAGUAUAAGGAUGACUUGGUCCCUGACACGGGCUGCAAGUACGACCAGGUCAUUGAGAUCAACCUGAGUGAGGUGAGUCCACUCUGUUAUUAGGCUGACAUCCAUUACUUAUAUUUAUAGAAUAUCUUCUCAAGGAAUAACACACAUUGUCAAUGCUGUCUGUCUUCUGUCCCUGGCAGCUGAAGCCCCAUAUCAACGGGCCCUUCACUCCUGACCUGGCCCACCCAGUGUCUGAGAUCGGUGCUGUGGCUGAGAAGAACGGCUGGCCCCUGGAGGUCAAAGUGGGUCCGUAUCAGCACCAGCAGUCACACGUUAUCUUUAACACUCCCUUGAAAAGUAUACAUUUAGCUUUCUGUUAAUAUUCAAGAAAAGCCCUAUAAGAGAAAAGUACAAUAACAUUUAAUUAUCAUACAUUUCCAGGCUUAUUUACAUGACUGUUCAAAUCACCUGCGCUUCUCCUGUCUUACUCUGUUAUUAACCUGAUUCCCGGUGGUCCCACUAGGUCUGAUUGGUAGCUGCACCAACUCCAGCUAUGAGGACAUGGGCCGCGCUGCUUCCCUGGCCAAGCAGGCCCUAGACAAAGGCCUGAAGUGCAAGGCCGCGUUCACCGUCACCCCCGGCUCUGAGCAGAUCCGCGCCACCAUCGAGAGGGAUGGCUUUGUGAGUUCAAACCUUUUGGAAAAAAAGUCCAUUGCCAAACUAGUUGCCCAUUACUUGAUUUGUAGGUACAUUCUUAUGUUUGUUUUUCUCCUUUAGUCUAAGAUCCUGAGGGAUGUGGGUGGGGUGGUCCUGGCUAACGCUUGUGGACCAUGCAUUGGCCAGUGGGACAGGAAGGAUGUGAAGAAGGGGGAGAAGAACACUAUCGUCACCUCCUACAACAGGAACUUCACUUCCAGGAAUGAUGCCAACCCUGCCACCCAUGCUUUCGUCACAUCCCCUGAAGUACCAAUAAUCACAACACACACACACACACACACACUUCUUAUAUUAUGACAUCCACACUAUGUCCCCUUGUAACUAGUUGCCCUAAUAACCCUCCCUCUUCCUAUACAGAUUGUCACAGCCUUGGCCAUCGCUGGUACCCUGAACUUCGAUCCUGAGACUGACUACCUCACCGCGGCCAAUGGUGAGAAAUUCAAGCUGGAGCCACCCAAUGGCGACGAGCUGCCUGCCCGUGACUUUGACCCCGGCCAGGACACCUACCAACACCCCCCUGCCGAGAGUGGCUCUGUUAUGGUGGACGUCAGCCCCACCAGCACCCGCCUGCAGCUGCUGGAGCCCUUUGACAAGUGGAACGGCAAGGACCUUGACGACCUGCAAGUGCUGAUCAAGGUGAGGGAGGGGGAGAGGUGGAUGACAAGACCGCUAUAUGAUGAGGAAGGCCUCUUCUCACUGUUUGGCUGAGUUCUAUCCUCCACCAAGGACCAUGGUUGGAAUUGAGAUGCCUUCGAUGGUGGCAUUACUUUCUAAUUAUUAGAGACUUAGAAACCACUGAGUUGGCAGACAGUUGUUCAGGCAUGUGGUGCUGCAUUUAGAUGGUCAUUUACCCUACUGUCUCUUUUCUUCCUUCCUCUUCCGCAGGUGAAAGGCAAGUGCACCACAGACCACAUCAGCGCCGCCGGCCCCUGGCUCAAGUUUCGCGGUCACCUCGACAACAUCUCCAACAACAUGCUCAUUGGAGCAAUCAACAUCGAGAACGACGCGGUCAACAAGAUCAAGAACCAGCUGACAGGAGAGUACGGGGGCGUGCCUGAUGUGGCUCGCCACUACAAGGUGUGACAGACAUAGUAACUGACAGGAGAGGACCGAAAGAGGCUGUGGACUGUUGGGCUGUCCCAGAAUCACAAUAUUUACAUUAGAAUCUGAUUUAAGAAAUUCCCUCUCUGCUCCUUCCAGGCUAACGGUCUGUCGUGGGUGGUUGUGGGGGAUGACAACUACGGGGAGGGCUCGAGCAGAGAGCACGCAGCCCUGGAGCCCAGACACCUGGGAGGCAGGGUCAUCCUCGUCAAGAGCUUCGCCAGGAUCCACGGUACGCUUAGAGGUUACAUGUGGAGGCACCGAGAGCGAGGGGAGGGUAUAUGGGUGUGGUGGGGCGAGUGGGUGGGUAGCAUGAGAGAAGCUUUUGGUGGGAACCUGCUCAAUCUGAGACUAUUUGUGUUGAGAGGGAGCUCAUGUAGCUAUCAUGAGACCCAUUGCAAAAGAAGGGAAACAUGGUUAGAAACAACAUCACCCACACACUUUGAAUGUGCACAUUGUUCUCUAUGACCUUGACUUGGCAUGUAAUGGACCUGCCCCGCUGUGGUAGAGGGCCUCUCUAUUUACACAAUGGAGCUCGAUACGAGCCAAUUCCCCAAGCUCCCUCUUGUUCCCCACUUUCUGUUUUUUUUCUUUGUCUUGCUUUCUUUUCUCCUCAUUGCCAUUCUGUCCUCUUUUCUCAGAGACCAACCUGAAGAAGCAGGGCAUGCUGCCCUUGACCUUCGCCGACCCAACCGAUUACGACAAAAUCCGCCCCGACGACAAGAUCUCCAUCACAGGCCUUGCAACCUUUGCCCCCGGCAAGGUGAGCUUCAUUGAUCAUUCAGCCUCCAAAAUUACCGCCCUCCAUAUAAUGGGGAUGGGACUUGGUAGUAUGUGUAUUUUACACGGAUGCCUUACAGUCCAGCUCUCUUUCUCCUCUAGCCCCUGAAGGGAGUGGUGAAGCACGGUGACGGCAGCCAGGACAUCAUCACCCUGAACCACACCUUCAACGAGAACCAGGUUGAGUGGUUCCACGCCGGCAGCGCCCUCAACAGGAUGAAGGAGCUGCAGUAA
This is a messenger RNA of Coregonus sp. 'balchen', 6614 nucleotides long. The record is from the annotation of a GenBank genome assembly. NCBI's taxonomy places the organism in Eukaryota, Metazoa, Chordata, Actinopteri, Salmoniformes, Salmonidae.